Messenger RNA from Trichechus manatus latirostris (Florida manatee), 1861 nucleotides. It is a transcript of the gene SSBP3, whose product is annotated as single stranded DNA binding protein 3. The record is from RefSeq and is a predicted model, not a curated record. The transcript is spliced from 18 exons. Gene Ontology annotation, biological process: positive regulation of transcription by RNA polymerase II. Lineage: Eukaryota; Metazoa; Chordata; Mammalia; Sirenia; Trichechidae. Gene Ontology annotation, cellular component: nucleus. Bases 1 to 1362 code for a protein of 453 amino acids. Gene Ontology annotation, molecular function: single-stranded DNA binding; protein binding.
AUGAAGAGUGCGUGCCGGGGCUUUGUUCGGGCGGGAGCGCUUUCCCUUCCCUGCCUUCGGUCUCGCCGCCGGCCCCUAGCUCUCUGGGGCACCGCGCUGAGCAGGGACGGCGGCGCCAGUUUGGCCCUAGGCUUAGGGACAAUUGUUUUGGGGGGAGGUGGUGAGGGUGGUGCUUUGCUGCCCCCUCCAGAGCUCGCUGAGCACCCAGAGUUCAGGGCUAAGUCCCCCGGACCCCCAAAGCUGGGGAGAGGAUUAGCUUUAUAUGUCUACGAAUAUUUACUGCACGUAGGAGCACAGAAAUCUGCACAGACCUUCUUGUCGGAGAUUCGAUGGGAAAAAAACAUCACAUUGGGAGAACCGCCAGGGUUUUUGCACUCGUGGUGGUGCGUAUUUUGGGACCUUUACUGUGCAGCUCCUGAAAGGCGAGACACUUGUGAACAUUCAAGUGAAGCAAAAGCAUUUCAUGAUUACAGUGCAGCAGCCGCCCCGAGUCCCGUGCUUGGCAACAUUCCCCCCAACGAUGGGAUGCCAGGAGGCCCCAUCCCGCCGGGUUUCUUUCAGGGUCCUCCGGGGUCACAGCCCUCGCCGCACGCACAGCCUCCACCUCACAAUCCUAGCAGCAUGAUGGGACCCCACAGUCAGCCUUUUAUGUCACCGCGAUAUGCAGGCGGCCCCAGGCCCCCGAUCAGAAUGGGAAACCAGCCUCCAGGAGGAGUUCCUGGGACACAGCCAUUGCUGCCCAAUUCCAUGGAUCCCACACGACAACAAGGGCACCCAAACAUGGGAGGAUCAAUGCAGAGAAUGAACCCUCCCCGAGGAAUGGGGCCCAUGGGUCCUGGCCCACAGAAUUACGGCAGCGGCAUGAGACCACCACCCAACUCCCUUGGCCCCGCCAUGCCCGGGAUUAACAUGGGCCCGGGAGCUGGCAGACCCUGGCCCAAUCCUAACAGUGCUAACUCAAUUCCAUACUCAUCGUCCUCCCCCGGUACCUAUGUGGGGCCCCCUGGUGGUGGUGGCCCCCCAGGAACACCUAUCAUGCCUAGUCCUGCAGAUUCAACAAAUUCCAGUGACAACAUCUACACAAUGAUUAAUCCAGUGCCGCCUGGAGGCAGCCGGUCCAAUUUCCCAAUGGGUCCUGGCUCUGACGGCCCGAUGGGAGGUAUGGGCGGCAUGGAGCCACACCACAUGAACGGAUCGUUAGGGUCAGGCGACAUAGAUGGACUUCCAAAAAAUUCUCCCAACAACAUAAGUGGCAUUAGCAAUCCUCCGGGCACUCCACGAGACGACAGCGAGCUAGGAGGGAACUUCCUCCACUCCUUCCAAAAUGACAAUUAUUCUCCAAGCAUGACGAUGAGUGUGUGAUCCGCCCCUCCCUCCUCCUCCUCUUCGAGACGCUGAGAGAGCCGGCAUUGCAGGCGGGAAGAUGCCAGAAAUUAUGCAAGAAGAAGUGAGGUGUCAUUACCCAGGAGCUGGUAGAGGGGCACCUCCCCGCUCCCCUCAGCCCUUCCAUCAUCCCCCUCCACACCCCUCACCUUCCCCAAUUUUAGUUUCAUGCAAUAAAAAGGCUGAACUUUUUAUUCCAUAAAACAUGAAGGACAAAACUAAAAAUAAAAAUAUAUUUCAAGUCAACGACCAGAAAAAAAAUCCCACCCCUUGCCCUUUCCCGAAAGGAACUUUUAUGUACAUGACACUUUUUUGUUGUUUUUGUUUGGGGUUUUAUUGUUGUUGGGAUUUUUUUAUUUGUUUUCAGGGGGGUUUUUUGGGGGAAAAAUUUUUAAAAAUGCAAUCCUCUAGCAAGCCCCCCACCCCACCCCAAUCAACCUCUUUGCUUUCUUCUUUAAAAAAAGAAAAAAAGGAAAAA